Messenger RNA from Nicotiana tabacum (common tobacco), 423 nucleotides. NCBI's taxonomy places the organism in Eukaryota, Viridiplantae, Streptophyta, Magnoliopsida, Solanales, Solanaceae. The record is from RefSeq and is a predicted model, not a curated record.
UUCAUCAUUGAUUCAUCUCCGAAAUUUAUCUUGAACUUGGAGGUGCAUGAUGUCAGAGACAAACGUAAGGCCUUGAAGACGGUCUCUGCUCUUCCAGGAAUUGAUGAGAUCUUAAUGGAUAUGAAAGGUAGGAAAUUAACUAUCAUCGGGACGGUUGAUCCAGUAAGUGUAGUGAGCAAAUUGAGGAAGUUUUGGCCAGUGCACAUAAUCUCAGUAGGACCAGCAAAAGAGCCAGAGAAGAAAGAGGAACCAAAGAAAGAAGAAGGGAAGAAAGAAGAGGCUAAGAAGGAGGGCGAGGGCAAGAAAGAAGACGCUCCGGAGGAGGAAGGAAAGAAAGAGGAGGACUUGAACGUAAAAGAGNAAGAUAGAAAAGUAAGACUUGAGAGAGGAACACAUUCUGAAAAUCUGGAGAGAGUGCGAUAG